CAAACUUUGACUUCCAAAGAAAAGUAAAAUACUGUUCAGUCAAGAAAGUGGCAUUUUGAAGGAUGGACUACGUGGACAUUGAAUCCUUUCGUUCGAAAUACAGCGACAUAACAGUCACUGCUGUUCCCACACGCCCUAAGCGUGAGGAGGAACCACCCAUUGAACCGGAGCCCAAGGUGACGGUAACUGAGCAACAGGAGCCUAGGGUGGAGAUCACUCGGGUGUCGGGUGCACAAGGUAGUAGCUCCACUGGUACUCCACCCACUUCCACUGCCAUGAUGCAGCGUAUCAAACAGCAGAACGCAGCUGCUCUGGCUUAUGCCAACGAGUACAAGGAGGUGUUGGCCAAGCUGGAGUACACCAGGUACAUGCAGGCCAAAAUCCAGCUGAUGACAAUGGCCAGUGCGGUGGGAAACGGAGCAGGAGCGGGUGUAGACGGAUCUCCUUACGGACUGAUGCCCUCGGCUAUAACUGUAGAUCCCAAUGCCAAUAUAGAGGACAAGUACUCCGAGUUGCUGCACCUGCUUGGCGAGAUGAAACCCAAUUUGGCGCCCACUAUGAUGGGUAUCCGUGCGCCAAAGGACCGCCUCCAGCGAGACAUAGCCCAUGCCAGGGUUAUAGUGCGCGAGUGCCUCUUGAUCCUGGAGCGCGAUGAGCAGCAGGAGCUGACAGUAGAGCCUCCGUCCCUUUCGGUAGAUGCCCCCACUAGCGAAUAAGACUACUAACGUCAAACUAUAAAAAAUAAAAACAAGAACCGAGUUCUGGGAACCCUCUUGUUUUGGUAGUAUUACAUUUUAUGUUGGAAGGUGGUUGGAUAGAAUAGAAUGGAUCCGGCAUUUUGACACCAGCGAGCAGCGGAGCGCGAAACUUGUCCA
Drosophila bipectinata is the source of this 875-nucleotide messenger RNA. RefSeq lists its product as uncharacterized. The record is from RefSeq and is a predicted model, not a curated record. Lineage: Eukaryota; Metazoa; Arthropoda; Insecta; Diptera; Drosophilidae. Gene Ontology annotation, cellular component: cytoplasm; nucleus.